UUUGGAUUAAAAUUAUGACAAUUAUUUAUUAUAUAUAAUAGCUCUCAUUACGUCGACCAUAUUAAACAUGACAAAAUACAGACCUAUUUAGAUUUCAUUUCAUAAUAUAAGUAUAUCAUUAUAACUAAAGUAACAUACAAUAGAUGGGUAAAUUCCAAAAUAAUCUUUUGUACACAAAACUAACAUAAUGACAUUCUAAAUUGUGACAAUCCUGAAAAAGACAGUAGAUCAAAAAUACCUAAUAUUUUAUUUUAAAUAAGAUAAUUUACUUUAAUACACAUAAACAAUACUAUACCUAUAGAAAACAUGGCACCUUAACUUCUUAUUCAAUCCAAUGCAAUAUUAUACAUACCUUUAUAAUUGAUACAUUUUUGUUGCUAACUAUACUUAUACAAGUUAUAUGAUACAUGUCAUCUGUAUCUACACUUACUAUAUUAAAUGUUACACAUAAGAUAAUUAAUGAGUUAAAUGAUAUGACACAUUUUACUCACGAUUAAUAGACAAUUAUCAAGAAGAAAAUAAUACUCCAUGAAAAGUAAAGCAAAUCAUUAUAAAAACAUAAAAGUAUGUAUUGUAGAAACCAACAAGUAAGAAAAAGAAAGACUACACAUUUCAAUCUCAAGUGUAAUUGCUCUUGAAAUAUAUACAAUUUUAUCUUGAAAUAUAUACAAUGAGAGCAUACAAAAUAUAUUAUAUAACAUGUUUGACAGUUGAAAUAAAAACAAAGAAUGCAUUUAACCCUAAUUAUGUAUCACAGAUGUCCAAAUAAAAGCAUACAAAAUAAACACUUGUUAAGACUCCAUGCAUUGCAUACCUCUAGGUAUAUUGCCCACAGUUAGGCAUCCACACAUUUAAGACUUAUAUUUUUACGCUUUAGCAGUCUUACAUCAAAAGUAACAACUUGUUCUAAACAGAAAGCCUAUAGAAUUACUAGAGCCCGGAAUUUUCAUAGCACUUUAUGUCAUUGUGAGUUGACAGAGGGCAACAUCUGAAAUUACAUUAUCUGCCUCCCUAUCAAUUGAAUAUAUAAGAGUAAUAGAGAGGCAAAUAACGAAAUAUCGAACUUCGUAUUUCACGGUAGGCCACAGUAAUUCUGAGGUCAUAUAAAAACAUACCUAUUAUCUCAAACAAUAUUAAUUUGAAAGACAUUAUUUUCACAUUUCUCAAAUUCACAUCAUACCUUAUCAUUGACCUAAAUUACCAUGUCAAUUGUUUAAUAUCUUAUACAUAACUUAAUGGACUAUACAGGCCUAAUGUCUCUCUGUCUGGACUGCUGAUUUCUCAAAUACUGGGUGACUAUACAUCACGAACGAUAUAGAAAAUAUGUGAUAGACAGUUGUAUACAUUGUAAGAAUGCUUCUAUUUUAUUUUUAUUAUACAACAAUCAAUAUUAUAUUAUUAUUAUUAAUGUCAGCUACACAGCCAGAGAAUUAAUCCAAGAAUAGUAGUACCAGGAACACAUGGUUUAAGUGGUACUGAAAAAACAUAUAUGUACGAUGGAAGCCAUCCCAUGCUAUCAAUGAUUGUAGUGACAAAAUAAGUUAUAGUGUAGACUAUAAUAAAACAUUGAAAAUUGUAACAAGCUGACUGUGUAACCGUGUCAAUGGGAACCGAUUGUCAUGGAUCCCGGCGAUGUGUCUGUUUGGGCGCUUGAAUAACUUGAACGAGUUGCUUUACAUCCUCGGAAAGUGCCCUUGGGAGGACUAAUGAGUCUACCUGCUGCAGGUUAGAAACUGAUAGUGCUACUUGCAACAGGGCAGUAUCUCGGAGUGAGCGGAGACUCACACUUAUAUUCCAAUUACUUCUAAAACGCGCAUCAUGGCGACUUAUUGGAGCUCUAAAGAUUGCUUGCGCGCCUAUAUUGUAGCGCUCGCCUGUGGCCACAUCUGUGAACUCCCAAGGGUGAGUGGCGUAAGUAUUAAUAUCGCAAAACUCUGUCGGCUGCAGACAGACGUAGAAACGUCGACGUCCAGAAAAAUCCCUCCACCAGAUAUUCACAGGUCGUGAAGUGACAUUUGUAUAACGUAUAAACACUUGAUGAGUCGAUUCCACUGACCUGACAAGCUCCUGCCCGCCGUGGUCAUCUACUUCGUAUAGUAAACCUUCGUCUGCAUUUAACUCUUCUAGUAUCGCCAUUAUUAAUUCGUUAAUAGGAAAUACAGCUAGUUUCGUUACUUAUGUAUAUAUGCACUUAGUUACUUGAAACAAUAAAUCUGUUCCCAUUCUCUUUCAAAUAUUCCCAUAGUAUGUGCGUGACAGAAGUAACGUAGACCAGUUAUUUGAUAACAAAAGCACGAGCUUGAGCACGAUGAAGAACAGCAACAGUGGGUCAGGGGGUGUCAAGCAAAUUGACUGUGAAGUUGGCAACAGACAGUUGUCAACAAAACUCGCGAAAGAUGGCCGUGUGUGUGGCAGUAAUAGGCAAAGAUAAUUCGCCGUUAUACAUAGGUGGAAUAGGAAAUGAUACUGGAACUGAUAAUGAACUCUCUCGCCAAUGGCUUGUCCACACUGCUUUAGAUGCAUUGGAAGAACGAUUAGCAACCACGAGUACCAACAAUGCAGCAGCAGGAACAAAUACUGCUCGAGCAGACCUCCGAGACUUGUACUUAGGACUUCUUUACUCUACUGAUACACAUAAAAUAUACGGCUACGUAACAAACACAAGAAUUAAACUUGUUCUUGUGACGAGCUCUACAUCGCCCAGUGGAAGUAAUAUAAGAGAUGCAGAAGUGAGGACGGCUUUGCGCCGCUUGCACGCACUGUACGCUGAUGCUAUAUGCAACCCAUUCCAUUUACCGGGAGAUCAAAUAACUUCACCGAAAUUCGACAAGCAAGUCAAAAGUUUAAUGCUAAACAACGUUUAAUACUCAACGCAAUAGUUUAACUAUACUCCAGGAUUAAACAAAUAAAUGUACAGGCACCCACAUCGUGUAUUUACGUUUAAUGUAAUGUAAUUUGAUUUGUUCAUAGGAGUUUCUGCGUUAAUUUGUAUUUCUAAUAAAUUAUUUAUAUUAGUGUUACAAGA
Molecule: messenger RNA, 3025 nt
Organism: Cydia pomonella (codling moth)
Lineage: Eukaryota; Metazoa; Arthropoda; Insecta; Lepidoptera; Tortricidae
Product: trafficking protein particle complex subunit 2-like protein
Exons: 4
Coding region: 2397-2864 (155 amino acids)
Biological process (GO): endoplasmic reticulum to Golgi vesicle-mediated transport
Cellular component (GO): cytoplasm; nucleus; TRAPP complex
Source: RefSeq, a predicted model, not a curated record